UUGGUAGUACAUAUUAUGCUUCUAUAACUGCAAUUGCCAGUACAGUUAUUAACAGUUGCGAACUACUUGUAGAAUGAUAGUAAUGCUUUAACGGUUGAAAAGACUACUACUGCUGACUAGUUUCGUGCAAGGUACCCAUGGCCCGCUGGAUCGUUUGGAUGUUCUUGGUUACAACGCAGGUGUGGGCAGAACAGUCACGUAUUAUUAACGGGAAGGAUGCCGAACUGGGACAGUUCCCUUACCAGGCCAAAUUGAUUAUCGACAUGCCCGAAGGUCGCGCUUUAUGCGGAGGAAGUUUACUGAGUGAUGAAUGGAUUCUAACCGCGGGUCAUUGUGUAGAAAAGGCACGAUCAUUUGAGGUAACACUAGGGGCCGUAGACUUCAAGGACCAGGGGAAUGAUGGACGAACGGUGCUCAACGCAACGGAAUACACACGUCAUCCAGACUAUGAUGGAGACACGAUUUCUAACGAUGUGGCGCUGAUAAAACUGCCUGAGAAAGUUCAGUUUAGUGAUCGGAUUAAACCCGUAGCGCUACCUACCGGUCAUGACAGUUAUGAUCGCCGAAUGGCCGUCGUGAGCGGAUGGGGGAAGCAAAGGGAUGUGAUGGGUGGAGCGGCUCGGAGGUUACAAUAUGCCACGUUGAAAGUGAUUAAAAACAAUGAAUGCAGGCUGUUGUACGGACCGGCGGUUCAAUCGACGACACUCUGCUGCCGUGGUGAAAAUCGGCAGUCCACCUGCAACGGAGAUUCCGGUGGUCCGCUAGUACUGGAGGAUGACAAAAAGCUAAUAGGUGUGGUCAGUUUUGGUCAUGCCAUUGGAUGCGAAAAAAUGCUGCCGGUUGCUUUCGCUAGGGUUACGGAGUACACCGAGUGGAUUCAGGAAACGACGGGAAUCACGGCCGAACAGGGAGGGGAACAACCAGCGGAAAACAACUGAAUAAAGCGAUUCUCAUAUCUUCUAUUACUGUUUUCACCGUUUAACACCGUUUAAGCUCAAUGUUUGUAAACUUUAUAGCGAAUCUGUUUAAAAUUAUAUAUAAU
This is a messenger RNA of Wyeomyia smithii (pitcher-plant mosquito), 1042 nucleotides long. Its product is annotated as collagenase-like. Gene Ontology annotation, biological process: proteolysis. Gene Ontology annotation, molecular function: serine-type endopeptidase activity. Bases 138 to 938 code for a protein of 266 amino acids. Lineage: Eukaryota; Metazoa; Arthropoda; Insecta; Diptera; Culicidae. The record is from RefSeq and is a predicted model, not a curated record. The transcript has a single exon.